Molecule: messenger RNA, 2051 nt
Organism: Sphaerulina musiva SO2202
Lineage: Eukaryota; Fungi; Ascomycota; Dothideomycetes; Mycosphaerellales; Mycosphaerellaceae
Product: NAD(P)-binding protein
Exons: 5
Coding region: 1-1017 (338 amino acids)
Molecular function (GO): oxidoreductase activity
Source: RefSeq, a predicted model, not a curated record
AUGCUUCGCCUUUUUGCCAGAUCCAUCCGCCCAUUGUCCAAGACUACCACUACCACUACUACUACCACUUCCCUCCCGCAAGUGCAACGCAUCACGCCUGCCAGACUCCUCUCAUCAACAGCAAUGGCCGACAACCCCGAACUCAAGGCAUCCGGCCUCUUCGACGUCAGCCAUGUCACCGCACUGGUGACAGGCGGUGCAACAGGCAUAGGCCUGAUGAUCACACAAGCCCUCGUGGCCAACGGAGCCAAAGUGUACAUCACAUCCCGAAGAGAAGAAGUUCUCAACAAGGCAGUCGAAACAUACAACACGGGGCCCGGCAGCCUACACGCCCUUGUAGGCGAUGUCAGCACAAAACAAGGCAUUCACCAACUCGUCCAAAAAAUAUCGCAAAAAGAGCCUCAAGGGAUCCAACUACUCGUGAACAAUGCGGGCAUUGCUCGAGACGAUAACACGAAAUUCUCAUCCAACGAUGGUCCACCAGAUACAUCUUCUGCAGAAGCUAUUUCCGAAUAUUUCCUCCGCUCGGAAGAAACUCAGUGGCAGGAUACCUUUCAAACAAAUGUCACGGCACAGUAUUUUAUGAGUAUGGCUUUCCUGCCCGCUCUUGCGAAAGGAGGGAGAAUCACUCCAGGAUAUUCGUCUUCGGUUGUCAAUGUCAGUUCGAUUUCUGGUGCAAUGAAAGGAUCAAGCAUGGGACAAUUCGCCUACGCGAGUUCCAAAGCAGCAUCAACACACCUUUCCCGCAUGCUCGCAACCACCUUUCAAGGCUUCAACGUGCGCGUCAACGUCAUCGCGCCAGGCGUCUUUCCCUCUGAAAUGACAGGCGGUGACAGCAAUCAUGUCAACAAGACGGAAAUGGACAUGAAAUCGUCCAAUCCCGCUGGACGCAAGGGUCACGAUACGGAUAUGGCUGCUACCAUUUUGUUCUUGGCUGGGAAGGGUGGGGUCUUUUAUAAUGAACAGAUUUUGUAUCCUGAUGGCGGAAAUACGCUCUCGCAGCCAGCAGUCAACUGAUCAAGUUAUACGCGAAAACGAACGUACGCGUCGAAUGUGUAGAUAGUGUAAGAUAAUGCACCUCAGGGCAAGAACCAAUCAAUCACCAGCUCGACUGUAUCGUGUUCUUGAAGUGGUAUGUGUCGGAAGCCGAGCCGACGAAGAAAUCCAACCCGAUGCGGCUGUGGAAUGUUUUGCAUUCUGAUGAGAGAGGUGGUCCCCUUUGUACUUCGCCAAAGCUUGCCCGUCGAUACCUUACCGACCAGACAAAGAGCUGUUUGCACCGCGCUUACCGUUACCGUACCUUGGACAGACACGAACGUGUGUAUGCGAGAGAGUAUCUCGACUUUUCAAUCGUUCCAUCAGUCAAUUCCCAAUUCCGCUUGCAUUGCGAAAAGGCGGUUCAGGAAGGCUCACAUUACUACGCACACUGGCACUUUUCCGAGCAGCAAUGCCUACCAUAGCUGAGCCCGAAGCUCGAUUACAAGUCCCAUUGCAGCGCGUCGUACGCUCGCCUUCACGCCGCAAUAGAGAUCGAGCAGCAGCAGCAGCAUCGACAGCCAAGCCGCUUCAGCUACGCGGUAGAGAGACUUCCGAGAAGUCCACCACGCUCGAACGAAGCAUGUUGUACAAUACGACUUCUGCGAUGAGCAAUUCACGUCGACCAGCACCUCAGUACUUUGCAGCGCCCUUGUCACCACCGCCGGUAGCGCCGCUUCCACAAUUCCCAACGUCUAUACCUUCGUCUGCAGCGGCGAUAUCUCCACCAGCAGCGGCAAAAGCGAGGCAGAAUGAGGACUUCUUGUGGACCAUAUCACGGACGGGGGAGGCCGGUACUGUCCUCCCGCCCUUCGCAGAACAACCGAGACCCGCUCCCCAGCCUCCCAAACGACGUCCACGCACUCCUGGCGAAGAGUUUCGUGUAUCGCCGGUGUCAACGCCCUUGCGCAGGGGCCUGAGUAAUAGCCAGCGUUCGAAAAUUUCUCGCCCAGCACUGGUGCCACUGGCCACAUCGACAGUACAGCUCCCAUCACAGCAGCAGCAGCAGCGACCGA